AUGAACCUAGAGCGAGAUGACCUCGAAGACGAUGAAGCUACAUCUGACCAGGCGAGUGUUUGUCAAAACGAGGAAGAUGUGGAAGGACACGCGGAAGACGUUACUCUGCCAGACCUUCCCCAGGAAGAUGGUACAACGGAACGCGAUCUGAACCAUGCGGAGAGCAGGGCUGCAGAAUUGACCGAAGAACUAGAUAUUAUGGAUUUAGAGCAAUUCCACCUCGAAUGGCCGGAAGAAUUGGAUGAUGACUCCCCCGUGUCGGACGCUACAUCUGAGCCCCAUGCACGCGUUCUCCAUAGCCCAACUGCUGCCCUAGCACAUCAUUCUACAGAGGUAGAACCUGUGUAUCUGUCGAGUCUUUCCCAUCCUCCCGACCUCGACACAACGUCCCCUCCUCUGGACCGUUCGCACCACACAGAUCAGCUGGAAACGAUAGGCGCCGCAUCUCUCUUGUUACCCAGAAGCCGCGACAGUACGAGCAAAUCAGGACGUCAGAGUUCACCGCCUGUAGUUCAGCCUAAAUCGCGGUCCGCACGCCUAGCGUGCCUUGCAGACGUGCUGUCUGACCUAGGAUUUGAUUCCGAUGCGCUGCUCAACGCGCUCAGUUGCACGGAAGACGAGUGGGAUCCAGUCAACAAGAUGGUCAUCAAGAGAGGCAGAUUCGCAGAUUGGAUCCACCUCAAGAAGAGACUGCGAGCUCGGGCGGCAAAGGUAUCGUCGCAUUCCUCCCGUAACAUUGAUGAGGAUGUAAAUGCAAAGCCUCCGCCGAGAGGUGUUGUGGAAUCUUUUGUGAAUACCUUAUCGUCGUCGGACCGACAUGCGUAUCUUGUUGCCAUGUUCUCCGACCUGGGUUUUGAUGCGGAAGAUGUGCUUGAUGAUCUGUGCGGGAUGGAAGAAGAGUGGGCAGUGAUCAAGGAGAACAUCAUCCGCUUGGGCGGGCAAUUCGCCUUUGCAGACUGGGUACUGGUGAAAUGGGGGUUACGAACGAGAGCAGCCCGACUACAGGCGACGGCUUCCGAUUCAUGA
Messenger RNA from Sparassis crispa, 1026 nucleotides. RefSeq lists its product as hypothetical. NCBI's taxonomy places the organism in Eukaryota, Fungi, Basidiomycota, Agaricomycetes, Polyporales, Sparassidaceae. Bases 1 to 1026 code for a protein of 341 amino acids. The record is from RefSeq and is a predicted model, not a curated record. The transcript is spliced from 2 exons.